Molecule: messenger RNA, 2162 nt
Organism: Rhizophagus irregularis DAOM 181602=DAOM 197198
Lineage: Eukaryota; Fungi; Glomeromycota; Glomeromycetes; Glomerales; Glomeraceae
Biological process (GO): regulation of DNA-templated transcription; DNA alkylation repair
Cellular component (GO): nucleus
Molecular function (GO): RNA binding
Source: RefSeq, a predicted model, not a curated record
UUUGCGAUAGAUAGAUCAAAAUUUUAUAUAAAAUAAAAAUGGCUCAAAUUGAAAGUUCAAAUUGCAUGAAAGGCAUAACUCUCGUUCACGUUGGAAAACGAAAUUUUCGUGUUCCGACCGCCUCACUUCCUGCUAGUUUUUCCUCAAAAAAAGAUGUUUAUGUUCGCACACAUAAUAAAGAUGAUAAUAAUAAAGCUGAAUCAGCUAACGAAGAAGAAAUAACACUUAAACUUGAUAUUUCACGGCGUUUUUAUGGAUUAAUUAUUGGAAGAGGAGGAUAUAAUAUAAAACAACUUAGAGAGGAAACUAAAGCUAAAAUAUUUGUUAAUUAUGAUGGUCCUGUUGUUAUUAUCGGUACAAAAGACAGAGUUGAGAUAGCUAAAAAACGAAUUGAAGAUACUAUUGCUCAACAAAAUAAUAAUAAUACAGAAAAUGAGAAAUCUAUUAAUGAUACGAAAAUUGAAGAUAAAAAGAAGGAUGAUGAUGAAUCAAUUAAAGAAUCGAUUAAAGAUAAUGAGGAUUUCACGUUCAAACUUUAUGUUCCAACACAUUUACAUGGACCAAUUAUUGGAAAGGGAGGAAGUGUCGUGCAACAGAUUAUGGCUGAGACCAAUACUAAAAUUAUAGUUCAAAGAUAUGAAAAACUUGCCGUUAUUAGCGGCGCAAAAGAUGGGGUUGAGAUGGCUAGAAAACGAAUUGAAAAUAUUAUUGAAUCGCAAUAUAAAACAGCAAAUGAGAAAUCUGAUGAAACGAAAAUUGAAGAUAAAAAUAAAGAUGAUGGUGAAUCAAUUAAAGAAUCGAUUAAAGAUAACGAGGAAAUCACACACAAAUUUAACAUUCUAGGACGUUUCCAUGGAGCAAUCAUUGGAAAGGGAGGGAAUACCGUGAAACAGAUUAUGACCGAAACUAAUACUAGAAUUAUAGUUCAAAGAUAUGAAAAUCUUGCCACUAUUAGAGGCACAAAAGAUGGGGUUGGGAUGGCUAUAAAACGAAUUGAAGAUAUUAUUGAAUCGUAUAAUAAUGCAGGAAAUGCUAAUAAUAGUACAGAAAUAGGAGAUAACAAGAAAGAAAAUAUUGAAUCAAUUAGAGAAUCAGUUAUAAAUAAGAAAGAAGUACAUGAAGGAUACUUUACAGAUAGACUUGAUGUUCCACAACCCUUACAUAGGCUCAUUAUUGGAAGGGGAGGGGGUACCGUGAAACAGAUUAUGGCCGAAACUAAAACCAAUAUUAUAAUUCCAAAAGAUGAAAAUCUUGUUAGUAAUCUUGUUACUAUUAGCGGCACAAAAGUAGGAAUUGAGAGAGCUAAAAAACAAAUCAAAAACAUAAUCGAAUCAGAUUCAAUUUUUAUAUUACCACCAACACAUUUUAUUUCUAUACCACUUACCGAUACUCAUCUUCAACGCAAAGUAGAAGAUUUUAAAUCAAAUGUUCUUGAACUUAAUCUUCAAGGUGUAGAUAAAUCUAUACUUAUAAAUUCUCACACGUUACAUAUUACAAUUGGAACUUUACAUUUGUAUAGAAAAGAAGAUAUUGAAGGAGCAGUGAGAUUACUUAAAAGUUUAUCAAAAACAAUUGAUGGAAUAAUAGGAACACGAACUUUAGUUUCUACAUUAUCUGGAUUAGCAGUAAUGGAGAAUGAUAUAGUAAAAUCGCAUGUCUUGUACGCCAAAGUUGAGGAACCGGAAGGACAAAAUAGUACCCUUAAAAAGUUAGGAGAAUAUUUAAUAGAAGAGUUUGCGGCAGAAGGUUAUUUAAAGAAAGAAAAUCGACCAUUAAAGUUGCACGUUACUCUUAUCAAUACUAGACAUAGAAAUGAACAUUCAGCAUCUAGUAAUAAUGACAAACAUGGGGAAUCCAAUAGAUAUCCCUUUAACGCUGGUCCUAUUCUUAAUAAAUUCGGCGGUAUAGAAUUUGGGAAUAAUAGACUUGAAAGUAUACAUAUAUCAAAAAUUGGUGAAUAUGAUGAGAAUGGAAGACAUCGUAGCGAGGGUGGUAUUAAAUUGCCUUAAUAGUACAAUAUUCGUUUAUAGUAUUUAUUAAAUUAGUAUUAGGGUAAUGACAUAAUAUUAAUUUUGUUAGCCGGUAAUAUUUCUUUCAUCCAAUAACAUUUAAGUACUGUGCAUAUAUAAUAAUUUUGAUUACAUAAUUUCUAUUACAUGAUU